CCUGUUUCGGGUCUGGCAAUUGUUCCGCCCGGUCUCUUUUUCUCUGCCUCUGCUGCACUUCCGGGUUUGGCAAUUGUUCGUCCCGGUCUCUUUUUCUCUGCCUCUGUUUGCAGUUCCUGUCCAUGGUCGAUCGAUGAUGCCGCUGCUGGAAGGUCAUGCCAUCUUUUCGAGCGAUCCACACCUACUUGAGGCCAGCUCUUGGCUCGUCCGUAGCAGAGCUCAGAGCGUCAAUACUCCGAUCUAGAAGAUCAAGGACAGCAGCUACAAAUUGUUAAUGGUGUGAGCUCGAGUUAAUCUCUGUGUCUGUUCUUCUUUCAUUUCGCCAGUAAGAAGCUCAGUGACAGAAGCUGGAACUACCAGAAAAAGAAAUCCUGCAGAUUGCAGAUUCAGAGAUGAACUCAUAUGUAUGAUAUUUUACAAGUUCGUUCGUUAAGAUGGAACCCGAAAGAGAUCAGCAUCAACCUGAAGAUGGAUGGGAAAGUCUACCUAUCGAUUUCCUGAUCAAGAUUCUCAGAGAUUAUGAUCUGCGAAAUUCCACUCUUCUGGAAUGUCGUUCAGUUUGUAAGAAAUGGAAGAAAGUCAUAGAUGGUUCUGAGUUACAGGACAAAAUAUGGAAAAAUUCUGCUAUUGUGUGGAAUAUAUAUUGUGUUCUAAACAUGUUUACUGCGCGUCCGCGCCCAUGCUCCGGUUCAAGCGUGAUGGAUGCGCGUUCGCGCCCAAGCUGAUGGUAUGCUGAUGAUACAGUCAUUGAUGGUAUGCUGAAGUGUAAGGUGGUGGGUUUAGUCGUCGAGCAGUCUACAAAAAAAACUUCAAGCUGGUUUUGGGAGGAGUUCUAGUCGCAAUUGAUAGACUCAGAACUUUGAUUUACGACUCGACGACCGGUACAUGGUCUUGGGGAAUUCAUCCGUUUCCGGAAUGGAUGAAAGACGUGUGAAACUGUAAGAAAAGUGUAGUAUGUAAAAGAUGUCUGUAUUGGCUCGUGUGGGAUGCCUAUUAUAGGCGUAAUAUGAAGGCUCUCUUGAUAUUUGAUCUGGAAGUGGGAACGUGGAACGCCUCGGUAGAGGAAUCCAUGGAGGCCACGACAAUUGACCUUCAAGUGGCUGCGUAUGAACGACAUGUGUGCCUACUUGCUAGUAAUUGUUCUACUCUGGAAGGGGAGUUUGAACGUAGGAGCGAUGUCGCCAACUUCCUCCGGAAUCCCAUGGUCCAGAGAAUGGAUGGAGCUUUGAUCAGGAGAGUUACAAAUCUAUAUGAACGUGCUUUGAUCAGGAGACGGAGAUUUCCAUGGAACAUGGACAAAGCAAUAUGGAACAUGGACGAAACAAUGGAUGAAGCUGUUAUCAGGAGAUUUGUAGAUCAAUUGGUUCUAGAUUAUCCCACAGUUUUCAACUUCUAUGCCACAGGAGGCAGGGAUGCAUAUUUCGUGUUCGAUGAUGAAGGCAUAGAACUUGAUGUGGUUAAAUAUUGAGCUGACUUUGACUGGAUAUUUUUCUACCCCAUCCUCCUUUUCACUCACGCAAUAGGGUUCAAUACGUUAUAUCCGCUCCGAUCGCCGACGAUCCUUGGUGUGCAAUAAUUCCAAGUCCCAGAUGAUGUGCAGGGCAGGGAUGGAUAAGACAGCAGGAGAGACAUCGGCAGGAGGAGACGCGGGAAGCUCUUGAGUAAGUUAUUAAGGACGAUCAUAGGCAAGCUUUUGGGCAAUCAGUUUGACGUGGCAAUGGAAUUUCCUUGAGAAGGAGGUUUCCUCGGUCCUACAGCACAGAUCAGCUUAUGAAAUAUGGUUCCUUUAACAAUUAAUUCUGUGCAGCCAUUAUAAGGUGGCAAUGGUUGAAGAUGGUAAAACAGUGGAUUCAGAUAUUAUGGCUACAGUUGCAAUAUCCUUGUGAACUUUUUGAAUGAAAUUGCUAUGAAAAUU
Marchantia polymorpha subsp. ruderalis is the source of this 1915-nucleotide messenger RNA. The record is from the annotation of a GenBank genome assembly. Lineage: Eukaryota; Viridiplantae; Streptophyta; Marchantiopsida; Marchantiales; Marchantiaceae.